GUCUUGGGACAUGGGGCGACCGCGACAGUGAGAAAAGUGAUUCAUAAAAGGACGGGGGAAGAAUUUGCAUUGAAGUCGUUGACUAAGAAGGGCUUGUCACGGUGGCAGGCCAAUUUUCUACUUAACGAAGUGGAGAUCUUCCUCUCAGUGGACCAUCCCAAUAUCUGUCGGCUUGCAUACGUAUUCGAGGCGCCGACUAUGGUGCUCCUUCUCCAUAUUCGAACGACGAGGGACUUCUCGAUUCGUAGAUUUAGUUGUGGUGGUCAUUUUACGGAACCUGAAGUCGCUGAUAUCGUCGCUCAGAUCCUCUACGCGAUCAACUACCUUCAUACCUCGAAUAUCGUCCAUCGUGAUAUCAAGCCGAGUCACUUCAU
Messenger RNA from Perkinsus marinus ATCC 50983, 374 nucleotides. RefSeq names its product cAMP-dependent protein kinase, gamma-catalytic subunit, putative. Gene Ontology annotation, biological process: protein phosphorylation; regulation of cytokinesis; mitotic spindle organization. The annotation marks the transcript as partial. Lineage: Eukaryota; Perkinsozoa; Perkinsida; Perkinsidae. The transcript is spliced from 4 exons. The record is from RefSeq and is a predicted model, not a curated record. Gene Ontology annotation, molecular function: protein kinase activity; ATP binding. Gene Ontology annotation, cellular component: spindle microtubule; chromosome passenger complex; spindle pole centrosome.